Messenger RNA from Mangifera indica (mango), 2991 nucleotides. Its product is annotated as B3 domain-containing transcription factor ABI3-like. Bases 375 to 2684 code for a protein of 769 amino acids. The record is from RefSeq and is a predicted model, not a curated record. The transcript is spliced from 6 exons. NCBI's taxonomy places the organism in Eukaryota, Viridiplantae, Streptophyta, Magnoliopsida, Sapindales, Anacardiaceae. Gene Ontology annotation, molecular function: DNA binding; DNA-binding transcription factor activity.
AAACUUCCCAGAAGAAACCAGAGAACACAUGGGACUAACUUUGGGGGGAUUUAAGGCAUGUGGUUGUCUGCAAACUCAGUCAUCUGAUCUCUAGUUGUAUUUUGGCCGUGCCUGGUUUAAGAUCGAUGACUGUUUUCUUCUUAUUUUGGUCUGGCCUGGUUUAAGAUCGAUCACUGUUUUCUUCUUAAUUUGGCCACCAACAAUAUUGUGUACGAUUUUGUGAAGUUGUAAUGGUGUUAAUUGUUUAUUAAUUAUUGUUUAUCAUAAUGAUUUUUUUAUGUUGAUAUGCAAUUAAAUAGUAAUAAAGCAUAGAUUUGGAGAAGAGAAGUCGCUUUCUUUGAUGGGUUAAGGAAUUAUUUGUAAUAUCUUUGUUGAUGAAACCAGAUGGUUUAUGUUGCUUCUCUGUUGAGAAACAGAUAGCCGACACCAACCUCCUUUCACUAUUUUUUCCUCAGUUGGAUACAAUCUUCCCAUUUGCACUUAUCCAUCCAUACACAGAGAAAACCCCUAUCCUUUUACUCAUCAUUUUCCUAUAUUUCUUUUCAUUUUCAGUCCUUCUCAAACCCUAUCUGGGAACAAGAGAACAUCAUUUCAAGUUUCGACCUUUUCUUUUUUUACCGAAAAAUAGCCCUGCGAUGAAGAGUUUGCUACUGCAUGCAGUUCCAAAUAUUGAAACAGAUUGUACUGGUUUUGAGGUUUUAGAGGAAGAGCAAAUUCUGGGUAACGGAGAAAGACAGAUCUGGCUUGAUAGACCGCAAGAUGACCUUCUUGAUAUUGAUGAAGCUUCAAUCUUUUGUGGAGACUUUCCUCUACCUGACUUCCCUUGCAUGUCGUCAUCUUCCUCUUCUUCAUCGAAUCCGGCAGUGGUGAAGGCCAUUGGUAGCUCUUCAUCUUCAGCAACUUCUUCUUCUGCAGCAUCUUGGGCAGUUUUAAGGUCUGAUGUAGAAGAAGAUGAGAACAAAAAGAAUCAAAAUGAUAAUCAAAACCAUUCAGUAGAUGCACCACUGACUUUUUCAUCUUCUGCCUCCAUGGAGAUUAACCAGCUGCCUAACUGUAUCGAUGGCGGUGAUUGCAUGAUGGAGAAUUUUGGGUUCAUGGAUCUGCUUGAUAGCAAUGAUUUGUUUGAUCCUUUGUCUUUAUUUCACCAUGAAGACAUCCCUCUUGAAAAGUUUCAACAGGACAAUAAACCCCCUCAGGAACAGCCACAGCAAGAACAUACAGAGUUUAUGAUACAGAACAACAAUGGAGAUAGUCAUGAAGAAGAGGCGUCAGAUGACUUGGCCAUGGUAUUCUUGGAAUGGCUUAAGACAAACAAGGAAACCGUUUCAGCUGAAGACUUGAGGAGAGUAAAAAUCAAGAAAGCUACCAUAGAGUUUGCUGCCAAGCGUUUGGGUGGAGGAAAGGAAGCGAUGAAGCAACUCUUGAAACUUAUACUUGAAUGGGUGCAAACUAAUUGUCUCCAAAAGAGAAGCAUGAGGGAAUCGGCCUCCAAUUUCCAAAACCCUAACCCUAUCUCAAACUCAAGCCUUAAUUGCAAUCCUAUCCCGCAUGAUCAACCCAACCCUUCUUUUUCCCGGUCGCCAUGGAUCAGGCAGCCGUCUUACAUUCCUGAUCCUGCAACUGUGGUGCCCAGUUUUCUACCUAUGGCUGGUUACAUGGGUGACCCAUUUGCAAAUGGAGCUUUUAAUAUGAAUAUCCACAGUUACCCUCCCCAUUCAGAAUAUCAUAUGCUUGAUUCUGAUCAGUCAUGGCCAUCUUCUCAGUUUUGUAUGCCUUCUCAUUACAACUCGUUUACGGAUAACAAUCUGCACCCUUCUCCUUCCCAUCCAUAUGGAUUCACCGGAUAUGGGAGUCAGUACCCUUACCCAUAUGUUCAUGGGUCUGGAGAUCAAAGGUUGAUGAGGUUAGGUUCUUCUGCCACCAAGGAAGCUAGAAAGAAAAGGAUGGCUCGGCAAAAAAGGCUUUCAUCGCAUCCAAGGCAUCAUCAUCACCACAAUAACCAGCAAAACCAGAUGCCUAAUCAGAGUGUAGACCAGCAUUUAACAUUUGGUUUUGAUAGUUGCAAACCUGCUGCUCAAGGCAACACCAGAAACUGGGUCUUCUGGCCCUCUCCUGCAGAUGGUGCAGCCUCGGGCACGCCGAUGCUGCCUGUAGAGAGAUCUUCCAUGCAACCGCAGAAUUACCAGCGGCAGGUUGCUCCGGAUAGGAGACAGGGUUGGAAGCCGGAGAGGAGCCUGAGGUUUUUGUUGCAAAAAGUACUGAAGCAGAGCGACGUGGGUAACCUUGGAAGAAUCGUGUUGCCAAAAAAAGAAGCAGAAACUCAUCUCCCUGAACUGGAAGCAAGAGAUGGCAUUUCUAUUGCCAUGGAAGACAUUGGAACUUCUCGUGUCUGGAACAUGCGCUAUAGUUUCAGAUUCUGGCCAAACAACAAAAGCAGGAUGUAUCUCCUUGAAAACACAGGAGAUUUUGUUCGAGAAAAUGAACUUCAAGAAGGAGAUUUUAUAGUCAUAUACUCAGACAUCAAAUGUGGAAAAUAUUUGAUACGAGGAGUAAAGGUACGGCAACCAGGGCCAAAAUCUGAGACAAAGAGGCCAAGAAAAUCGCAGAGAAGUCAGCAUGCAAGCUCUCCAGCCACCACGGGAAUCGGUUCGGCAUCUUCACCCAUCCCUCAAACAGUAAAGUAAGAGAGAAGAGAGAAACAGCCAACAAACCCUCGCCACCUUCUUGUCAUGCAUGGAAGUGAUUGGACAAAUGGAGGGUCAGGAUUAUGUGGGGUUUUCUCAGAUCCCAUCUCAACUGUGGGGGCUACUAAAGGGGCUUCCCUUCAACUCCGGUGAAUGGUUCUUCUGAAUAAUAUUAUAAAAGUGCAGAUUUUCUGUAAUGUGCAUUAUUAUAUGGCGUGUGCCAUUUUAAGGCAUAAAAUUAUGUUUAUUGUGAAUGUUAAUAAUACUUUUGGCAUUACGUGAGAUAUAUAAUACAUAUAUUUAAUUA